AUGCCUCUAAAUACCCCAAAGUUCUUACUGACUUUCCCCGGUGCCCGAAAGCGAGCGCUCGGGGAAGGGGACGCUGAUGAUGAGACCCAUCAGAACAAGAAGCGAUACAUCCGUGCAAAGGAUACCGACCGUGAAGAUACACCGGACUCUGACUUCAAGGCACGCUUCAGUGAUACAAGUGAUGAUGAAGAUGCUGAGGAGGCCGAUGAUGAGCCUGAGCAGGGCGAGAUUCUAUGGUCAGAAGACCAUGAAGAAUAUCCUCCAUGCGCAGUCUAUCACCCAGACGUCAAAAAGCUUCAAGCUUGUAUCACAGACUUUGCUGUCAAUGUCACGGAUCAACUCUCGAAAGUCUGUCACGAAGGGGAUGAUAUUGCCAAAUUGCACGCUGAAGCCAUCUCGUGUCAAAGGUUUCCCGAGCUGAAGAAAAUCGUUGUUGCCCUCGUGGGUGACGCUGGUUCAGGGAAAAGCUCAUUGAUCAACUCUAUUCUUGAUGUGCCACACAUCGCCCGAGAGGGUAAUUAUGGUAGCGCAUGCACAUGCGCCAUAACUGAGUUCACGAGCGAAUUUCCUGGGCAGAAGAUGAGAUUUGCCGCUAAAGUCGAGUUUCUCAAUCCCAAGCAGAGACGCAACCUUCUGAAUGAUCAUCUCAAUGAGUACACACACUACCACUUUCGCAAAGAUCCCAAUUGGACGUUCGAGGAGAAGAAAGAGUUCUACGCCCAGGCCCAAUCUGCGGAGGGUACAUUCCUGGAUCUUUUCCGCGGCAAGCCAUCAUUCAACAACCGUGCAGAGCUGAGGUCAUACAUCGCCAUAGCUCACGAGACCGAUACUGGCCUGGAGGUCUCUGCCCAGAUGUGCAUGUGGUGUGAUGAGUUGAUCGCUGCGCAUGCUGCUUCUUCGCUUUUGGUCGUCGAGACCGACCGGGCAAUUCAUCUCCGAAGGGCUCUAAGUCCUUUCUUGACUUCCAGCAAAGUAUCGGAUCGCGAAGCACGCCUAUGGCCGCUCGUCUUCAAGGUCUGCAUCGGCAUCCGAGGUGCUCGGGUUUUGGAAAAUAUGAUCUUCGCCGAUAUGCCAGGUUUGACUGACAUCAGCAGAGUUCGCGUCAAGGCGAGCAAAAACUAUAUGCGAUCCAGCGACCAUCUCUGGAUUGUGGUUCCUAUUACGCGAUGUGUCUCGGACUUGGGUGUGGACUCUAUUCUCUGCGAAUUUGGCGAUCGUUUCAAAGGUCGUCUGGCAAUGAUCUGUACCAAGAUCGACGAUAACAUGAGGUCUGAUUCCUUCAAGGAUCAGUAUCCACACGCUGCGAAGAAAUUGGACAAGAUCGAAAAACACCUGAAAGCAGCUCAAAUGGAAGGCUGUCGACGUGAAGAACGGGAUCUCGCAAACUACCGUCUCAAAUUCAUGGUCAACGAGAGAAGCCAAGAUGUUGCGAACGAGAUUUACCAAAAGAAAUCAGAGUACUUCGAGGAGGGAGACAACGGCCCUGUCUUCUUCGUAUCCAACGAGCACUACAUGUGGCUGAAAGGAUACAGAGAUUCGGGCACUGGUCAAGAUUUGGCGCAACUGGAUGCCGCAAUGACGGGUAUCCCAGACCUCCGCAGAUAUGCUCUUGCGAUUCCUGCUCAAGAUAUGUGGUUGACCAUCAUGGCUCAUAUCCAAUACAAUAGUACUGCUUUUCUGAAGUCCACCGCGAUCUGGGCUGCCAGAACAAACGCAGACCAUGGAGCCGAGUUGAACAGGAUCAAGAAGAAGAGCACAAAGGCAAGUGCGAAUAUAUCGUCGGACAAUGAUCAAUCUGUUUCAACUUAUCUCAGAGCUGUGCAUAGGGACGCUGUGCAGUUGUUGGCUGUUACCAUCCGCAACAACAUCGACGAAAUCGCCCAACCAGGCUACGAUUACUUGCGCAAGAAAGCCCGUGGAUUGCCGUGGAACACUAUCCAGGCAGUUGUAAAACGAGAAGGCACUUUCAAUUCCAGUUCGUAUGGACUCAUUCAAUGGAACGAAAAGCUAAAGCAACCAACCACCGGUUACUUGGCCCAGAAGUGGGUGCAAUUGUUCUCGAAAGAAAGAGCACACAUGGCUGCCAUGGAGAAGAAAAUGAAAAGUGAUUUGGACGCUCUUCAUCGCAGUCUGGCAGAGAUGAUGGAGCUUUACAAUAUCCCUAUGGAAGAGUUUGGUGAUCUGAUCGAUGCUCAAAAGCAUGGCAUCACGCGUGCAGCUCAGAUCUACUCCGACAACAUGGACAAAGAACUCAAGAAUAUCAGACAACUUACCGAGAACGAUAUGCGUUUCGGUUACUUUGCCAAGAUGAUGAGACCGAAGUAUACAGAAGCUCUUGAGAUCAGCGGAAAGGGAUACAGGGAGAUCGUUAUGACGAUGUUCGAAGAUUUCGUCAACCAGAGACACAAAGAUUCUCCGUUCAUCAAAACGGCAGACUUCGCUGCCAACAAAGCCGGCCACCAUGCAACAGUUUCAUGCUGA
Messenger RNA from Aureobasidium namibiae CBS 147.97, 2481 nucleotides. RefSeq lists its product as uncharacterized. Lineage: Eukaryota; Fungi; Ascomycota; Dothideomycetes; Dothideales; Saccotheciaceae. The record is from RefSeq and is a predicted model, not a curated record. The transcript has 9 exons. The coding region runs from base 1 to 2481 and encodes 826 amino acids.